This is a messenger RNA of Owenia fusiformis, 2111 nucleotides long. The record is from the annotation of a GenBank genome assembly. NCBI's taxonomy places the organism in Eukaryota, Metazoa, Annelida, Polychaeta, Sabellida, Oweniidae.
CGCAUUAACGCCAUUCGUUUUGAUUGUUUGUUUUUUCUCGUUUCUUUCCAGCGCUGCUACAUCGAUCGAAAAUGAAAGCAAAGAUGUCAAAGCCAGUGUAGACGUUUCUGAGAUUUACAGGACUAUGAAGGAAUCUAUUUCUGCAGUGUCCCAAAUUCGUAAAACAUGUUCGGUGUGGCAGGCGGAAGGCCACGAGGCGGGUUAUCUCCUGAUAAACCCUAAUCGUGAGGGAGGUCCAAUUGUCGUUUUCUGUGACAUGUCAACUACGCCUGCGACAAUGGUCCUUGAACAUGAUCAUAUGGAUACGAAAGCUAUCGUAGGGCCGAUAUGUGAUCGAGAAGCAUGUGUCCGAAGUGGUCGUUUCUCUUAUUUUUCAGGAUCUAAGGACCGAUUGCUUGAACUGAUUUCGGCAUCAAGAUCGUGUCAGCAACAUGUCAGAUACGAUUGCUAUAAUAGUGGAAUGGACUACACCCGCUGGACGACCCCCGAUGAUAGGACACGAUCAUACUGGGGUGGCUAUCCUGUCGGAAACUAUACGGAGACUCACUGUGAAUGUCUCCUUAAUAGACAAUGUACAAAUGGACAACUUUGUAAUUGUAAUAACGGAAACAACUUUGACAGCCAAUGGCAUGUGGAUGAAGGUUACAUUGUGUCGGAAACAUCCUCCACUUCGGCACCAGAGCUGCCCGUUAUGGAAGUUGCGUUUGGACGUUUUCGAUAUGGAUCAUCUAAAGGGAACUACACCAUUGGUCCAUUGAUGUGCAUGGAUAGAGGUAUGGGUUGCCCAGCUGCUCCAAUAUAUGAUAACUCUGUGAAUGACGCCAGUGAAUUUGGACACAUUGCUGGAGAUGUAGUGACGUAUACUUGUUCGAAUGGCUACGUCAGUGAUGGUUCCAAGAUCGUUACUGUUUCUUGUGGAGCCAAUGGUACAUGGGGAAGCAGAAAUGUGUCUUGCCAAAGGAUAGACUGUGGGGAUCCUGGUAACUCCACAGACACCAAUCGAGCAUUAAAUGGUACACGUUAUGGUGAUAAUGUGACAUUCACGUGCAAAAGUGCCUACAAGUACGAAAGUGGUGACAGAACACGUACAUGUAGUGCGAACGGAACGUGGACGGGACAAAUGUUGACAUGCAAACCGGGUAUGGUUGCCUUUGAUGCACGUGGGUCAGGAGCCUCCUCUUGGAAUGCGGCAGGUGCAGUGAAGUUUGUGGACGAUUUUAACGUUGGAGGCGCAUAUUCUAGAACAACGGGUAUAUUCACUGCACCUUUCCAAGGAAUAUAUCAUUUUGAUGUCCAUCUUCAAAAAUACAGUAACCAACCAUUAAGCAGUCACAUACGGGUGAAUGGCGCACGAUGGAAGUCAAUAAGUACCAACAUGCACGUUUCCCUUGGCUGCAUGUACUGUAACAGUCGUGAUAUUCAAUACAAUUACGCUGGAAGGGGGAGUGCUAGCUUGAAUGUGCCGAUGAAGGAGGGAGAUACAGUCUAUGUAGAGAAUUCAUCCACAUCGGACUAUAUCAGUUUCAACUCGUUGGACUCGUCAUUUAGUGGAGUUCUAAUUCAACGUGGUGACGGAAAUAACUAACAAAACAUUAUUGGUUUGAAUCACAAAGGAUAUGAAAUUUGACUCUACCUGAUAAUAUGAGAACCAUUUACAAAUCAUUUUAAAAACAACCAUUGCAAUCUGUUACUAACUCCUUUAUUAUAGUGUCUAGAAUUCUAUAGUAGGCAAUUGACCAUGAAGGAGUAUUCUUUGUACAAUAUACACACUCUCGCCGAUUUCAAUACAUAUUCAGUUUUACUGGACAGGCCCUUCACAAUCCGGAGACAGAUAGUCGCAUGACUGACAUUCCAACGGUAUUGUGUUUCUGUUUGAAAUAGGCAAAAAAUGAUUGGUACACUUUUAAACUUUGAAUCUGUCAGUGUUUUACACAUUGACCAUUUCCUUCGAGUAAAUGUCUUUAGUAAUUGUUAAUAUGUUCAACAUCAGAUUGCUUAUUUUUCUUAAUUGCUUAAAAUACUAUAUAAAUCAGCAUUGCUUUUGUAUGGUUUCUCGUUUUUUCAGUGUUGUAGUAGUGUCUUUACAUGUUGUGAUAUCGCCAUUGAGAUUA